CAUGGACGGGACAACCCUGAGAGUUUCCUAUUCGCUCAUGGCCGCCUCCAGCAGUGACGUGCUCACACUCUGCCCUCCCUGCACCGGAUGAAAGCGAAAAUAAGGAGAAUGUCGCAGAUUCUCCGUUCAGUCCACUGAGCACCGGAGCGGUCAGGUGACCCUGCGGUAGAACAGCGCCGCACAGCGCCGGCCCCGGGAACUGCACUGAGACAGCGGCCGCUAGGGACUAGGGAGGAGAGCCUCACACCUCCGGGCUCCACCAUGGACUGUCCUGACAACAAUCUGCAUCCGGACAAAUUCUGCAGACAGAACUCCAGCACUGGACUGUCCCUUGACUUUGAGCCGAAGCAGGAGUACGUGUUUGUGGAAACAUUGCAGGAGCGUUACAAGUGUGCAAGCUGCCAUCUGGUUCUUCACAACCCUCAUCAGACAGGAUGUGGUCACCGGUUCUGUGAGAAAUGCAUUCUGCGCCUGAAAGAAUUGUAUGAAAUCCCUCAAUGUCCAAUAGACAAAGAAAAUAUUAAACAACAAGAGAUCUUUAAAGACAAUUGCUGUAAAAGGGAAGUCCUGAAUCUACUAGUAUAUUGCCGAAAUGCCCCCGACUGUGACGUGAAGGUAGCCCUGGGGAGGUUCCAGGAUCAUCUCGGGCAGUGUCUGUAUGAAGAGAUCAUGUGCAGCAACCCCGGCUGCCACGACAAGGUGAUCCGCAAAGACUUGGAGAGUCACCUGACGACACAGUGUGAGCUGAGAGACGAGACCUGCACCUACUGCAAGAAAAGCAUGACCUCCAUCGAUCUGCAGAUUCACACACUGAAGUAUUGUCCAUUAUAUCCAGUCUCAUGUCUCAACAACUGCGGCAAUACCUGUCCAAGGGAGGAGGCAGAUGACCACCUAGCUGUAUGUCCAGAAGCUGAAGUGGAAUGUCCGUAUACAAGUUAUGGCUGCUACGUGAAGGUGAAAAGAGGGAAACUCAAAGUGCAUGAAGAGACCUUUCUGAGAGACCAUAUGCUUUAUGUACUGAACCGGAAUACAAAGCUCGAGAAACAGAUGUUAGAUUUAAAGCAAAAUUUGGAACAAAAAGAAAACAAAAUUCAGCAACUGACAAACACAGUGAAAUGGUGUGAAAAGGAAUGUCGCCAGUUUGUGCAUCUUGGUGGCAAUGGGAGUCCUCUUACCAGUGCCCAGUCUUUGGCCAGCUAUAUGGAGAAGGCGUCCUGGCUGGAGGAGCAGGUUAUGCAGCUGGUGCAAUUGAUCAGUGAAGAACAUAGCCGACAGGACCUCAGGCCACUUAUGGAGGUUAUUGAGGGCAUCAAGCAAAAGGUGUCCUCUAUGGAAUGCUAUAAAGACCGAUUAGAUAUCCUUGAAGGACAAUCCAGCAAACAUGACGUCCAGAUAAAUAUCCACAAGGCACAGCUGAUCAGCAAUGAGGAACGCUUCAGGCUCCUGGAAGGUACCUGUUACAAUGGAAAACUCAUCUGGAAAGUCACAGACUAUGAACGAAAGAAGAAGGAGGCAGUGGAAGGUCGUGUGGUCUCCAUCUACAGUCAACACUUCUACACCAGCCGCUGUGGUUACCGCAUCUGCGCUCGGGCCUACCUGAACGGUGACGGCUCGGGGAAGGGGUCCUUUUUAUCCUUGUAUUUCGUGGUCAUGAGAGGAGAGUUUGACUCGCUACUGUCUUGGCCGUUCAAGCAAAAGGUCACCUUAAUGUUGAUUGACCAAAGCGGAAAAAAGAACCAUAUCAUAGACGUCUUCAAGGCCGACCCUCACAGUAGCAGCUUUAAGAGACCCGAAGGGGAGAUGAACAUCGCCUCCGGGUGUCCACGCUUUGUCUCGCACACACAGCUGGAGAACCCAAGGAAUGCCUGCUACAUUAAAGACGACACAAUAUUUAUUAAAGUAGCAGUCGACCUUACAGACCUUGAGGAGCUUUGAAGAAUGCUGAACUUUUUUUUCUUUUUUAUUCUAGGUAAUUUAUAGUUUUUUCCCCCUUUUUUGUGAUGUAAAUUAUCUCAGAGAAGAGCUUGUAAAUGUCUUAUAUGGAGCAAGUGUAAUAGUUUUUUUUUUUUUUUUUUAAAUAAAUUAUUUUACUAAGCUUCUGGA
Bufo gargarizans (Asiatic toad) is the source of this 2103-nucleotide messenger RNA. RefSeq names its product TNF receptor associated factor 5 (gene TRAF5). Gene Ontology annotation, cellular component: plasma membrane signaling receptor complex. The record is from RefSeq and is a predicted model, not a curated record. Gene Ontology annotation, biological process: protein K63-linked ubiquitination; positive regulation of canonical NF-kappaB signal transduction; positive regulation of JNK cascade. Gene Ontology annotation, molecular function: tumor necrosis factor receptor binding; zinc ion binding; thioesterase binding. Lineage: Eukaryota; Metazoa; Chordata; Amphibia; Anura; Bufonidae.